UUUUACAAAUCGUUUUUUUUUCUCAUAGGUUGCAACACCCGAAAACAUCUUUAAUGCCUCUACCUUCAGCACCUUCUUAUCCAACUCUUCUUCCUCCAAUUGGCCAUCCACUCCCUGGAAGUACUUUUCAAUCUACUUUUCCUGCUAGAAUGACGGAGCCGAAUACUACAAUUCCACCUUUUCAACAAAUAAAUAACACAACGAUUUUUCCUCCAUCAGAUUCUUCGGUUCCUCCACCACCGAUAUCUGCUGUUCAGAAUGGUUUUACUUCAGGUCAAAGAAUGCCUGUAGAUGCUAUACAACAACAAAAUUCUACACAAACAAAUGCUCUGUCUACACUAGAGAAACAGGAUGAAAAAUCUCCUGAAACCGCCGAAGGACAGCGACGACAAAUUUCUCUUGGUCUUAGUUUAGAUGAAGGAGGUUCUCCGCCAUCACUUGAACAGCAACAACAAAAUUCCCCAUCGUCUGUACAAAUUCCCCAAUCUAUUCAACAACAAUUUUCUUCUGUUUCCUCAAGUAUCAUAAUAAAUCAACAGCAACAACAACCAAAUCUUCCACCUCGCCAAAUUAGCCUUGAAGAAGCCACAGAAGCUCAAUAUUUACGGAAUGUGCUUUAUCACUACAUGGUUGGACGUGAAAAUUUCGGAAGAGAAAGUGUGAUUUUUCCGUACCCGGAUUCCGAAUUUGCAACUUGA
Messenger RNA from Meloidogyne enterolobii, 698 nucleotides. NCBI's taxonomy places the organism in Eukaryota, Metazoa, Nematoda, Chromadorea, Rhabditida, Meloidogynidae. The record is from the annotation of a GenBank genome assembly.